Molecule: messenger RNA, 1257 nt
Organism: Cajanus cajan (pigeon pea)
Lineage: Eukaryota; Viridiplantae; Streptophyta; Magnoliopsida; Fabales; Fabaceae
Source: RefSeq, a predicted model, not a curated record
AUGGAGGAGAUGAUGGCCAUGAUCAACGGCCUGCGAGAGGAGAAUGCGCGUUCCAGGGAGAGAGAGGAGGCCAUUCAACGCGAAAACGAGGAGAUCAGGAGGCGAGCAUAUGAGAUGCAGGCCAGAAUAGCGGCCAGUACCAGGACGGUGGAAAAAGACGUCAUGAUGGAAGUCCCUAGGGAUUUUCGACCCUUCUCGGAAGCCAUAGAAGCCGAGAUCAUCCCCAGGGACCAUCGGAUACCCCAAGUGGAACCUUUCGAUGGAACCCAGGAUCCUAGUCAGCAUCUGACGGACUUCCGAGCUCAAAUGUUGAUCUGUGGAGGGAGCAUGGAAGUCCGCUGCAAACUGUUUAUGGGGACACUCAAAAAGGCGGCGCUUGAUUGGUUCAGUGGUCUCCCCGACCGAUCCAUCACCAACUUCGAUGUUUUCAGUCGGCUCUUCAUGGCCCAAUUUGCCGCUAAUAAGAAGAAGUCGCCGAUCACGUCAAACUUGUUCGAUCUCAAGCAACAAUGGGAGGAGUCGCUGAAAGAUUUUUUGCAAAGGUUCAAUGAGGUUGCCCUGAGGAUAGCAUCUUUGGAUGAGAGGAUGGCUGUCAUCGCGUUCCAGAAGGGCUUAAGGUCCAGGGCCUUCGACAUCGCGCUGGAGAGAGCGAAUUGUCAAACGAUGUCAGAGGUGAGGGCUUUCGCCCUGAGUCACAUCAAGACGGAGGAAAGACAAAUUAACAAAAAGGCUGCUGCAGAGAGCCGAGAGGAGGUAGGGGGAAGCAACAAGGAGAGCAGUAAACAUCUUCGACCGCGUUCAGACUGGAAUAAGCGACGUGAUCGGUAUAACGUGAAUGAGGGCAAUUACCGACAAGCUGAUCGUGGAGGUCGUCCUAGGGGAAAAUGGACACGCACCAAUGACGAGGAGAAUCUCACCCCACUCAACGUCCCUAGGAGGCAGAUACUCCAUGAUGUCAACACCGCAACAUUGUUCGAAUUCCCAGCGGCGACGGAGCGCCAAUUGGGUCCCUUCAAGACUGAUUGGUGUGAGUUUCACAGGACUCAGGGGCACUCUACGGAAAAUCGCUUCGUCCUUGGAAGACUAAUUGAACGCUUGAUCAAGGAGGGACGCCUGAAAAAGUUCGUGGCAAGAAAACAGGAAGAAGGCUCGUCAGAUAGGCGACACAGGCGUACACAGGACAACAAAAGGAGGGGACAAGCUCGUGAUUGUCUGCAAAAGUCUGACUGGGCGAGUAUAAAUAACUUGAAGACAUAA